Penicillium egyptiacum is the source of this 750-nucleotide messenger RNA. The record is from the annotation of a GenBank genome assembly. NCBI's taxonomy places the organism in Eukaryota, Fungi, Ascomycota, Eurotiomycetes, Eurotiales, Aspergillaceae.
AUGUGGCCAUCCAAUGACCCGAUCUCAGCCUAUGGCUUCACACCUGUUUUAUCGUCAGCUACUGCUCUUCUUGCAACAGAUCCUCCUGCAACACCCGCCCCAUUCAUUGCAGUGACCGAAGUUCCGACUUCAACAACAUCCCUCGCGCAGCGGAUCAAUGAGUAUGCAAGGUCUCAUCUUCCUGAGCCGACAUACAAUCAUUCCCUUCGGGUUUACCACUUUGGGCUUGCGAUCAAGCGAUACAGGUUCCCUGAAUGGGCCUUUACCGAUGAAACAUACUUCCUUGCCUGCCUGCUUCAUGAUAUCGGAGCAACGCAACGUAACUUGGAGGCUACUAGAAUGAGCUUCGAGUUCUUUGGGGGCUUGAAAGCACUGGAAGUCCUGCAGAACCUACAGCCCUCCUUUGUAGGAGGCGGGGUCGCAGUCGCCCCGAAAGAUCAGGCAGAGAGCGUGGCUGAAGCAGUCAUCCGGCAUCAGGACUUGUGCGAAAAGGGUAAAAUCACAGCACUCGGUCAAUUGCUUCAGUUGGCAACAAUCUUCGACAAUACUGGUUUAUAUGCGGAUCUCAUUCAUCCCUCGACUAUCCAAGAUGUUUCCAACCAUUUCCCUCGCUUGAAAUGGAGUGGUUGCUUCGCUAGUACCAUUCAUGAAGAGAAUCGGCUCAAGCCCUGGGCACACACAACGACGCUUGGCGAGGAAGAAUUCCCCAGCAAGGUGCUCGGAAAUACUCUAAUGGCACCAUAUGAAUGA